UUAUUUAAAAAUUUAGAAAAAAAUUUUAUUUAUUUAAGUUUAUUACCCACUAUCUUACAAGUCAUAUUCGUUAAAAAAUCUAGAGAAGAGUUUAAAUUCUAUAUAAAUUACUAUAUCUUAAACACAAUCUCUAUUAAAAAUUAUUAUUUAUUUCUACUUAUAAAAGAAACCCUGAAUAAUCUAAAAGAAAUAUACUAUUUUAUUAAAAUUAAUAUUAUUAGCACUUUUAAUAAUAUCUAA
Messenger RNA from Aspergillus ibericus CBS 121593, 240 nucleotides. RefSeq lists its product as uncharacterized. The annotation marks the transcript as partial. NCBI's taxonomy places the organism in Eukaryota, Fungi, Ascomycota, Eurotiomycetes, Eurotiales, Aspergillaceae. The transcript has a single exon. The record is from RefSeq and is a predicted model, not a curated record.